AUGCCCUCCUUCACCGCUUUCGCGCUGUCUCUCUUCUUCGUUUCGGUCGCUCACGGUAUUCCGUUCAACCCCCUUCAUCAUUCCGGGCCGGCAUCGCCGUAUUUCGACGCGCCUUCGCAGUUUGGCAUCUCAAAGGAAACGCCUGAAGGAUGUGUUGUUGAUCAGGCCGCAUAUAUCCUUCGGCACGGCUCUCGGUAUCCUGAGCCAGGCUCUUACACAGGCUGGCAGGACCUUUACAACAAGUUCCAGAACCAUACCUACUCUGCGCGGGGACCUCUCAAAUUCAUCUCGUCUUGGGUUCCACCGAUUGACGACGAAGACCAUCAGCCUCUGUACCUGUCGAGUACCGGUGCUGGUGAAGCUUUCGCCCUUGGCGUGGAUCUGCGAAAACGAUAUAAAUUCACCCCAGGUGGGGAGAACUUCACCGCCUGGUCUGCUGGUCAACAACGAUGCGUAGAUACAACUACCUAUUUCCUGCGAGGUUAUCUCUCUCAAGGAAACUACAUCAACGACACAAACUCCAACCGAGGGUACAUUGUUACCCUUCCGGACUCUGUGAACGAUACCUACGCUGACUCGCUGACCACGUCUGCAUCGUGCCCUGCAUAUUCCAAUGCAAGUAAUGGAUCUGCCAUCAGUACUGCAUACAGGGCUCUGUAUCAGAGUACAAUGGCAGAGAGGCUGAAUCAGUUCCUGGAAGGAGACCUGGUUCUGGACGCAACCGAUGUUGGGGUAAUGGGCGACCUCUGUGGCUUUCUCUACGAGGUUAGCGGUGAUCGUAGAUUCUGCGACGUAUUUGAGGAAUCGGAAUGGCUGGACUACGAAUACGCCCACGACUUGAAUUAUUAUUAUGGGUCCGGGCCAGGGAAUGCUUUAUCGGCUACUGUUGGUUACUCAUGGGUGAAGGCUAUUUCGGACCUCUUCGAAGUUGGCCCCAACAAUACGGUAGAAGGUGGCACUGUGGUUCCGCCUCCACUCAUUAUGGGUUUCACGCAUGACAACAAUCUCCCUCCUAUCAUAUCUGCCCUUGGCUUGUGGAACACGUCGAACUCUGGCAUCUACCCUCUAUCCAAGACUCAGCGGCGACCGGACCGGAUGUUCCGCUCUUCAUAUCUUGUAGCGUUCCGCGGAUACGUCGCUCUCGAGAGAUUGGCCUGCUCGACUGGGAAUAGCAGUGAUACCGUGUACCAUGUCGCCAACCAGACGACGGCCACAGGUCAUGAAAGUGUGUACGUACGAGUAAGAGUGAACAGUGCACCUGUUCCCAUUCCUGGAUGUGCUUAUGGUCCCGGAUCGAUGUGUCCUUUGGAUCAUUUUGUGUCCUAUGUGAAUGUGGAUAUGAAGGCCGUGGCAGGUGAUUUUGGCGAAAGGUGUGGGCUGGAAGAAUCCGUUGAUACUUUGCAGUUUUUGACCCAGGAUAGUGAUAGCUAUGGUCAUCAGAUCGUGUCGAUAUAG
This is a messenger RNA of Guyanagaster necrorhizus, 1455 nucleotides long. Its product is annotated as phosphoglycerate mutase-like protein. The transcript is spliced from 6 exons. The record is from RefSeq and is a predicted model, not a curated record. Bases 1 to 1455 code for a protein of 484 amino acids. Gene Ontology annotation, cellular component: fungal-type cell wall. NCBI's taxonomy places the organism in Eukaryota, Fungi, Basidiomycota, Agaricomycetes, Agaricales, Physalacriaceae. Gene Ontology annotation, molecular function: acid phosphatase activity.